Messenger RNA from Aspergillus pseudonomiae, 2205 nucleotides. RefSeq lists its product as uncharacterized. Gene Ontology annotation, biological process: septin cytoskeleton organization. The transcript is spliced from 3 exons. The coding region runs from base 1 to 2205 and encodes 734 amino acids. The record is from RefSeq and is a predicted model, not a curated record. Gene Ontology annotation, cellular component: plasma membrane; cytoplasm; endocytic vesicle. Lineage: Eukaryota; Fungi; Ascomycota; Eurotiomycetes; Eurotiales; Aspergillaceae.
AUGUUGUCAAUUGGCCAAAUUAGAAUAUUCCAGAUACCAUGGCAACGCAUCGUCAAUGCUACGGAGAUGGUGGCCUCGUCGCACGAAACCUUCGCACAGAAGAUUGAGGAAGAUGUGGAACGCCCUCUUAGGGAUUACCACACCAAGAACCGCGAGUUGGCAUCUUUACCUGGAGUCCAGAGCGAUCUUGCAACUCUUGCGAAGAAUCUGGAAGCCUCCCUCAAAAAGGUGGACAAAGCUAGGGAGAAAGGCCCGAAGGGUGCAGAUAAGCUGGCGGGUGCGGUUGCUGCCUCUGAAGGGGUUAGGCAGGAAUGGGAGUCCAGGGCACCUUUCGCUUUCGAGCAGCUCCAGGCUGCUGACGAGAGUCGACUAAACCAUCUACGAGAUGCGCUCACCCAGCUGGAGACCCAUGAGUCGGAUCAGGUUGAGCGUUGCCGUCAAGCAACAGAAACUUGUUUGAAUGUGCUUCUCAAUGUGGAGACCGCAGAUGAAAUAAGAACAUUUGCCGAAAAGGUCAAUGGGGGAAGGCCGGUUGUAUUGAGUCAACAGACUUCUCCUACCCCUGUAGCACCUCCUGGACCACCGCCACGCCUUCAUGAUGACACUGCCAGUCAACGCUCAGAGACCUCUGGUCCCAUCAGGACGCCCCCUGCACCUGAGCCCCAACCCCGCCAUAGCACACCCCUUGGCGGACUCAAGCGAUUAGGUACCGUCAUGAAUAGGAGGAAGAGCAUAAUGCAACCCUCCGGAGGGGCUGCGUUCUUUUCGGAUAAGAAACACCGCAGCCCUUUUGCGUCUUUCAAGCGGGGAGACUCUCGUGACAUGCAAAUCCCCGAGUCACUACCGGAUGAGGAACGCCCGGGCACUGCACUGACUACUCAGGAAAACCACAAUGAAGUUACACGUAUCCCCAGCGAAACCAAUGACCAUGAAGGCCACGGUACGAUGACCUCUAUUCCGACCACUCACUCAGUACCAACAACUGCGAACGGGACAACAUCCCCAGAGCCCCCUGCUGAGACAGGUAUCGCAAUUAGUGACUCACACCAGCGAGCCCAGCAAACUGGCGUGCGCCGCAAUGUAGGGACCUUGCGCGGUCGGCGUGACGUCCGUAACACAGUUUUCAUUCCUAAUCCACCGCAAGCUAGUGAUGCUCCCACUCUACAAUCUGGGUCUGACGUCUCCAUGCCGGUCUCGCCGGGUCUUGCUUCAAAGCAUGCGGCUUCUCCUAGUAUUGCAACAGAGGACCAUGCUCUGUCGGACACGACCUCGGUUCGCUCGGGACACACCUUGCACGGUAGCUCGGGUGCAAUUGCACACCCUGAUCUCCACGAACCAGGACUGAACGCGUCUAUCAUUGAAACGGUUAAUGCAUGGUUCUCCGACGGUGUUGUCACCAAGUCAUCCGUCAUCGGAGAGCUUGCAUUGGCCUACAACGGAACCCCCGAGCCGAAUACCACAGUCCGUUUAGAAAAUUUCCAGGUGCUGGAGAAGGUAGCUGCAAAUCCUCACUUUGUGAAUGAAGAGAAGGACAAGGAUCUCUCAGAUGAAAAAAGAGGACAAUACAGCAUACAUGUUCCCACAAUUUCUCGCCCCUCACCGACAGUGGCUUUCAAGUACCAACUUCACGUUGACGCAUCCGACUCUUCCGCCUACUGUCCGGUUAUCUUCAAACCUGUAUGGAACAUUGAGGAACACCAGGCUAGCGUCAUCAUUUUCUAUUCCUUGAAUCCAUCAUUCACAUCUUCCGCACCAAAAGAAUCAAUCACCCUCAAGAAUCUGGUUCUGACAGUGAACCUGGAUACAUCUCCUGAAGAGGGCCGAGAAGUGGCCCAUGCUACGAAUGCUGUCAUGUAUCCUAAUACGGGGGCGUCCUUCCGUCGCAAGCACUCGGCGGUGACCUGGAAGAUGCCUGAGUUCGAAGUUAAAGCUGGAUCUGACGGCAAGUUGCUGGUUCGAUUCUCAACGGCCACUAGUUGGCCAAGGAAAGGGAAGGUCGACGCGAAAUUCGAGGUCAACACUCUCGAUGCUGGAUCUCGACUGGGAAUCAGUGCCGCGUUGCCAGCAGAGGCGAGUACGCCAAAGGGAUCUGAUCCUUUUGCGGACGAAGACUCCGGUGCACAUGACGAUACCCAACCCUCGCUGACAUGGAAAGAAGUCCCUACUACUCGCAAGCUGGUUGGAGGCAAAUAUGUCUCAUCCUAG